AUGAAUGCAUAUAAAGAACCUAAUCAUGUAGUAGACCAAAAACGAUUAUUGGAUGAAUGCAUUUUUGUUGUUAAGGAACAAAGUUUUUUUAUGAAGCAAGCGUUGGAUAAUGGAUCUUUAAGGGAUACUCUAAAGCAUGCAUCCAACAUGUUGUGUGAAUUAAAAACCACAGAACUAUCUCCAAAAUAUUACUAUGAAUUAUACAUGCUAAUAUUUAACGAAUUGCAACAUUUGGAUAGCUUCAUAAAUGAUAAAAAAAAACAUAAAAAAAAAUUUAUAGAUAUAUAUGAAAGUGUGCAACAUGCAGGAAACAUAAUACCACGUUUAUAUUUGCUGAUAAUUGUUGGACGAAAUUACAUAAAAAAUAAAGAUAUAAAAGCAAAAUAUAUUUUAAAAGAUAUGACAGAGUUAUGUAAAGGGAUACAGCAUCCUUUAAAAGGGUUAUUUUUGAGAUAUUUUUUGAUACAGAUGUGUAAAGAUAGAAUACCAGAUACUGGGAGUGAAUACGAAGAAGCAGGGGGUGGAAAUAUUGAUGAUGCGUUUGAAUUUUUAUUAACAAAUUUUUAUGAAAGUUUAAAAUUGUGGAAUAGAAUGAAUGAUAAAGUAAUUCCAAUUGGUGGAAAUAUAUCAAAUAUAGAUGAUAAUGUUUUAAAAAAUAAUAAAAUAAAAAUUUUAAAAGAAAAAAUGGAUGUUAAAAUGUUAGUAGGAUCGAUAUUAGUUCGAAUGUCACAGUUAGAAGGAAUGACAAAACAAUAUUAUAUAGAAAAAUGUUUACCAAAAUUAUUAUUAUAUUUAUCUAAUAUCAAUGAUUCACGAAUUCAACAAUAUAUAUUUGAAUCCAUUGUUCAGGUAUUUAGUGAUGAAUGCCAUUUAUAUAGUUUAGAGAUGUUAUUAAAUUCGAUUCUAAAAUUAAAUAAUUUUGUUGAUUUUAAAAAUAUACUUAUUACUUUAUUAAAAAGAUUAAGAUCUUUUGUUGAGCAUAAUAAAUCUGAGUUUCCAAAAGAAAUCGAUAUAUUUAAUUUAUUUUAUAAUCAUCUUGUUAUAUAUGUUAAUAGAACAAUUGAACAAUGUAGAAACGAAUUUGACUGUUUUAAUAACACUUUAGAUACAUCUUUUCACAAUUUUGAUAAAAAUAAUAAUAUAAAUAAUGUACACACAAACUCGAUAAAUAUUAAUGAUGAAGUUUCUAAUUUAAACCAAAGUAACAAAGAUAUAGAUGCGUCUCAAAAUAUACCUAAAUUUAGUAACCAAAAUAAUAUUCACAAAAAUUCUAUCGGAAAUAAUAGUGAUAAUAAUAAUAAUAAUAUUAAAAAAGAUAAACAAGAAAUUAUUCAAAUUAUAAUAAAAAUGCUUCAAGUUUUAUAUGAAUUUAUUUUUUUAUGUAUAUGUAUGUAUGAUAGUACAACAAUUAAUGAAUUAUUUGAAUUGGCAUAUAAAAUCGUGUCAAAUAUUAAUAUAAAUGAUGAUGAAAUUUCUGAACAAGUCAUAAAUAUUAUUGUUUUACCAUUUAAUCAUUUAGGAUUAAAUGCACUAAAAGCUAAAAAUAUUAAAAAUCUAUUAAAUAGUAUAAAUGAUAAAUAUAAAAAAAAAUUAAGUUUAAAUAUUAUUGAUGCUAUUAUAGAAUGCAAAAAUAAAGAAAUGGCAUAUCAAAAUGUAGAAGAAAUAUUAAAAUUUAUUUCAUGCAUUUUUUAUGAAGAUAUAUCGACCCACAAAAAAAAUAUUAAUAAAAAAGAUCCAUUUAAUUUUGAAAAUAAUUCAAUUAUUUAUACUUCAGAAAAAAUAUCAAAAUUUUUUCAUAUUAUUACAAACACAAAUGAUAUAGAUAAAAAAUAUAACACAUCUAUGUUAUUUUAUAAUUAUAUAUAUGAUAGUAUAUAUUUUAGUCAGUUACUUCCGAGUAUUAUAUUCACUCUGUUAAAUAUUGUAACAAAAAUAAUAGCUAUUGGUAUAUCAAUUCCAGAAAAUAAUGAAAAUAUAAAUUUGUUAAAUUCCGAAUUUGAUUCUGAACAAAAUAAGCGUGAAGACAGCUACUAUGAUCCAAAUUUUAACGAUUUUACAAAUAAAGAAACAAACAUAAAUUCAAAUCCUUAUGAACAACAAACAAUAAUAUUAAGUGAACAAGAAAUUAAUCAAUAUAAUAAAUAUGCAAAAAAUAUUUUCAAAUUCAUACAUACUAAUUUAUUAUCUAUAUCAAAUAAAAUACCAAUUUUAGCAUUUAAAAUAUUUUUUUAUAGUUCUAUAGUAGUAGAUCAAUAUGAUAAAUUUAUAAACGAUUAUUCUUUUAUAUCUUUUGAUAAUAUUGAAGCUAUUUGUUUAGAAUUUAUUACUCAAUCAUUAAUCAUAUAUGAGGAAGAUAUUAAUUUAUCAUCUGAACAAUUUGAAUGUAUAAUAUGGGCUAUUGGUAUAUUAUCGUCAUAUAUUAACUUAUUGGAUAAUGAAAAUUAUAAUAAUGUUGCUUUAAAAUUAUGCCAGCAUGCUAAUAAAUUGUUAAAAAAAAAAGAUCAAUGUAUUGGACUUUUAAUGUGUUCUCAUUUAUAUUGGGAAAAUCAAAAAUAUAGAAAUAGCACAAAAACUUAUGAAUGUUUACAGAAAGCUUUAAAAAAUGCAGAAAUAGCUAUACAAUCGAAUAGUGAUAAUAUAUUCUUAUUUGUUCAUACUUUAAAAAAAUAUUUAUAUUAUUAUGAAUCGUUAAAUAUUGAAGUUACUGAAAAAGUUAUUAACUACCUCAUAGAUAUAUGCCAAGAAUACUAUUCUGAUAUUUGUAAAGAUAGUUCGGUUAAUCAAGAAUAUUUACAAAUUAUUAAGGACAUACAAAUUAAGAAACAAACCAAUCAAACUCUUUUUGAAAAUAUAAAUGCUUAUUUUCCUAGUAAAUAA
This is a messenger RNA of Plasmodium berghei ANKA, 2877 nucleotides long. RefSeq names its product vacuolar protein sorting-associated protein 35, putative. NCBI's taxonomy places the organism in Eukaryota, Apicomplexa, Aconoidasida, Haemosporida, Plasmodiidae. Gene Ontology annotation, cellular component: retromer complex; retromer, cargo-selective complex; late endosome. The record is from RefSeq and is a predicted model, not a curated record. The coding region runs from base 1 to 2877 and encodes 958 amino acids. The transcript has 2 exons. Gene Ontology annotation, biological process: intracellular protein transport; retrograde transport, endosome to Golgi.